This is a messenger RNA of Phascolarctos cinereus (koala), 5152 nucleotides long. The record is from RefSeq and is a predicted model, not a curated record. NCBI's taxonomy places the organism in Eukaryota, Metazoa, Chordata, Mammalia, Diprotodontia, Phascolarctidae.
UACUGAAGACGGCUAGCGUGUUCCCCCUCCUCCUGUCCCAGGAGUAUCUCCUCCGGGCAAUGCCUCUAGCAAACACCCCGGGGGCCCCUCCCUAUUCCCUCCAUAAACUCUGCUGUCUACACCGGAUCCCAACACCGCAGAAUUGGCUGGGUGAGGGCAGAGCCCAGUGGACCUGUCACCUCCUGAAGCCUGGAAGCCGGGCCCCCCUGCAUGCAGCCCAUGGGCAGUGAAUGAUCAGUACUGAGCUGGUGGCCCCUGGAAGCCCAGAGAACAGCGAGGCCUUUGCGGGCCCAUCCCCUUGUUUUAGAGACAUCUCUAGGGAAGGUUGUCUGGGAAGGUCAGGCCCGGGUUCCUGAAGGAGGUGGGGGUUAAACUGGCCCCUGUGUUUGUGUUAGACCCCCGGGUGGGGGUGGGGGGAGACACUUCAUACACACCCAACAUCCCCUGCAGGGUACUUCCCAGGCAUAGGCCAGACUCAGACACCCUCAAGGCAGAAGAAAAUCAGACUGAAUUGCACAGAAAUCAGUCAGGGAGUGAGCAGGCCCCCAAGCUGCAUCAGCAGCCCCUGACCAGCUUGCUUUUCCUACCAGCUGGAGGCCAGUUCACGUUGCCCCCCAGAAAAGGGGGCUUCCUGCUCCCUGCUCCCUGCCUAUAGACGGAGCACCCGGUCAACCUCAGCCACGCCCCUGAGGCUAGAGACACAGCUCAGAACUGGCACCAGCCUCCCCAGGACAGGCCGGCAUCCUAGCUUUAGUGCCACUGGCCAUGGUUCUGAGGUCCGGCUUGAGGCCUUGAUCAUCUACCAGGAAGGAGCUUGGACUCAAUUUUUAGGAUUCCCUGUGGAUUUCCUUCUAAGAAGUAAGACACAGAUGUGCUAGGGAAACCUUUCUGGAGGCUUGGACAGCGCCAGGAAACCUGACUUCCCAGGGAAGGAUGAGCCCAGAAGGGCCUGAAAUGAAGACCCAGGAAGUUCUCUCACACAUGCACACCGCCCCCAGGGGUUGUGGGUUCCUCUGUAUAUAGAUGCGAAGGUGUUCUUGUGGGAGUUUGCACAGCUGUCCUGGGGAAGCUGAGGGGGGCCACACCUGCUGCCUGGAACCCUGCACCAGCUCCCCCUGCUCACCUUCAGCUCCAGCUCCCGACAUGAGGCUGCUCCAGGCUCUCCUCUGCCUGACAGGCCUCACCUCCCUGAGAGGCUUCAAUCUGGACAUCAGCAGGACGUGGCUCACACCUCCUCCGGCCAGUGGCCAGGGUCCCCAAGUGCAGAAUGUGCAACUGCAUCAGGAUGAGGACAACAGGCACACCUGGCUCCUUGUUACUGGACCCUGGAGAGCUCAGGGAGCUGCCCACUUCCACAACUGUAGCCUCAGCCAGGAUGACCAGAUCCUCUGUCAGCCCCUAAAGUAUGUGCCCACUCCUCAGGGGUCAUGCCCUCAGGUCUCUAUGGCUCGGGGUCCAGAUGGCACAUUGGUGGUGUGUGCUCAGGUGAAGAGGCGAGGACGCCCACAGAGCCUGGCCCAGGAGCUGAACGGGGCCUGCAGCCUUCUGGGGGCAGACUUGAGCCUACAGAGCUGCUUCAGCUUCCCUGGUGUAGAGAAUCUCUCAAUCCAAGAAAUAUGGGGUGGAAAUCCUGGCUGUUCCUGCCUGAGCCUAGAUCCUGCUACUGGCAGCCCCCACCAGGACCACCCCAACGCCAACUGUAACAACCACAACAACAACCCCAGCAUCAAGGAGAAGUGGGCCGAGGACGAGGAAGAGGAGGAGGAUGGGGAGGCAGGCACAGAGAUCGCCAUUGUCCUGGAUGGGUCUGGAAGUAUAGACCCCCCUGACUUCCAAAGAGCCAAGGCCUUCAUCUACAGCAUGAUGCAGACCUUCUAUGAGAAAUGCUUUGAGUGCCGCUUCGCAGUGGUGCAGUACGGGGCAGUGAUUCAGACAGAAUUUGACCUUGAGUACAGCAGAGAUGCCCCUGCCUCCCUCCAGAGAGUCAUGAACAUAAUCCAAGUGGGGAACGUGACCAAGACUGCGUCAGCCAUUCAGCAUGUCCUGGAUUCCAUCUUCACUCCUAGCCGGGGAUCUCGGGAGAAGGCUUCGAAGGUCAUUGUGGUGCUGACAGAUGGUGACAUUUUUCAGGACCCCCUGAACCUGAGCACCGUAAUCCACUCCCCUCAGAUGGAGGGCAUUGAACGCUUCGCCAUCGGGGUUGGAGCUGCCUUCAACAAUACAAAGGCAAAUCAGGAGCUGCACCUGAUUGCCUCAGACCCGGAUGAGACCCACGCCUUCAAGGUGACAGACUACUCAGCUCUGGAUGGAUUGCUGGGCAGCCUUGAGCAAAGGAUUAUCAGUGUAGAAGGCACUGUCGGAGAAGCCUUACAGUAUGAGCUGGCCCAGAUUGGCUUCAGUGCCCACAUCCUGGGCAAGCAGCAGGUCCUGCUGGGAGCUGUGGGGGCCUUUGACUGGUCAGGAGGGGUCAUGCUGUACAACACAGACAGCCACCAGUUUCACUUCCUCAAUGAGUCCACAAAGGAGCCCAGGACUGCCCAGUACAGCUACCUGGGUUACUCGCUGACAGUGGUGAAAACACACGGUGGCACCUCCUACCUCGCCGGUGCACCUCGGCACGGCCAGAAAGGAAAGGUGCUUUCUGUCCGGAAAGACGCUCCAGCCCAAGGCUUCCUCCCUGUCCUGGAGGGGGAGCAGAUGGGUUCCUAUUUCGGUUCUGAGCUUUGCGCCCUGGAUGUGAACCAGGAUGGGGUCGCGGACCACCUGCUCGUCGGAGCCCCUUUUUAUCACAUUCGCGGGGAAGAAGGCAGGGUGUAUGUGUACCGCCUGGAAGGACAAGCUGACUCCUUUCCGCUGCUGCUGACUCUGAGCGGCUGGCCCCAGUUUGCCUUCGCGAGAUUUGGGUUUGCGAUCGCUGCCAUAGGAGACCUGAACCAGGACAAGUUGGGCGAUGUGGCCAUCGGGGCCCCUCUGGAGGGGUACCCGACAGACGCGGAGGGCAGCUUUGGCAGCAUUUACAUCUACAAUGGGCACCCCCACGGCAUUACCAGCAGCCCCUCGCAGCGGGUCCAUGCAGCCGACCUGGCCCCAGGGCUUCGGUAUUUUGGGGCAUCCGUUGAUGGGGGAGUCGACGUCUCCGGGGAUGGCUUGGACGACGUCACCGUUGGUUCUCUGGGCCGGGCGGCUGUGUUGUGCUCCAGGCCUGUGGUCAGGCUGCAGACCGCCAUGACCUUCAGCCCCAACAUGGUGAGGCCUGGUGACAAUCAAAACAUCAACACCCAGCUGUGCUUUGAGGUGCCCCUAGACAGCCCGUGGGCCAGGAAAGGUUCCAAGGGGCUGUCUCUGAACGUGACCAUUGAGCUAGAUGUGAAGAAGCAUCAGAAGCGGGUUCUGUUCGAAGAUCGGAGCUCGCGGAGCCAGCAGGAGAAGCUGGGCCCCGGCUGUGUCGACUUCCUGCUCAUCCCAGCAGAGGGAGAGGUGUGUGACAAUGACUGCUUUUCCAACAUCACAAUCAAAGUCAGCUACCAGCUAAGUGAGCUUGAGGGCCACUGGGAGCACCCCCAACCCAUCCUGGACCAGCUCAGCAAGUCCACGGCACACUUUGAGCUACCCUACGAGAAGAACUGUAAGAAGAAGUCUGUCUGCGUGGCACAAUUAAAGCUGAAGACUCACCUUUCCCCGAAGAAAGUAGUGGUGGGGGUCACAAGGGAAGUGACGAUAAACAUUCAUCUUGCCAACGCCGGGGAAGACUCCUACAUGACCAGAAUGAUUUUGAUGCACCCUCCAAACCUACAGCUGAAGAGAAUCCAACAGCCCUUGUCACCCCCCAUACAGUGCCUGGAUCCCACACCUGCCACACCUGUCCUAGCCAUCAUCUGUAAGAUUGGCCACUCUGUAUUCGAGAGGUCACAUGUUAACUUUUCAAUAACUUGGCAACUACACGAAAAAAAAUUUCCCGGUGAAACAGCAGAAAUUACCAUUAAUGUCACCAACGCCAACGGUCAGCCCCCCGUGAAGGAGACACAGGAGUUUCAGAUCAAGUACCGCUUUGCCGUAGCUCUCCAUAAGGUCCCUGGACCCAGCUCAGCUCAUUUGUGGCCUCUCACCUGCAGACCCCUAGUGACGUACAUGACCACCAGCCAAGGCCUUUCAGAGCACAAAGAACUCCAGUUUAAUAUUCAUGGGGAAAAUCCCUUUGGAGCCGAGUUUGUAUUAGAGGUCUGUGUUCCAACAAAAAUGCAAAGCCAUGAAAUCAUAAAAGUGAAGAACAUAACAGCCACACAGGCCGGUUCGAAGUGCAUCAGGGAACUAGGAUGCAAGGCCCGCUGCCCAGAAGGGCCCGCCGAGGCUCCGGACCUGCAGUGGCUGCGGCUGCGCUGCACGCUGUCCUCUGUUCCCUCCAAAGUGUGUCUGGGGGCGGAGCUGACCCCACAGCUGCCGGGGGCCCUGUCGAAGCUGUGCAUCCCCGCUGUGAUCUCCUUCGACGGAGAGGUGUACGAGAGCCAGGGUCCAGGCAGCCUCUGGAGCUCGAUCACCAUUAUUCUGCUGAAGGCUCCCGGCUUCCGCACCUUGCCCAUCAUUCUAGGAAGUAGUGCUGGUGGAGUUCUGCUGCUGGUUGGAAUUAUUGCCGUUCUUUGGAAGUGUGGCUUUUUUAAGAGGAAAUACCGGGCUGCUACCUCAGGCAGCGCAAGAAAAUCAGAGAAAUCAGAAAACCUGCCUCAAGCAGAGGAGUAGAGCCCUGCUCCUCGGAAUCAGGGAGGACGAGGCUCAGCAGUGGAUCGUUCUUGUUUGAGGCAUCAUCCAUGCACACCCUCUAACCUGGCAACACCAACACUAGUUCUGUAUCCCCAAAGAGAUGAAAAAACAAAGGAAGGACAAGGAUCCACAUGUACAAAAUAUCUAUAGCAGCUCUUUUCUGGUAUGUGAUUAUGAUGGAAUGUUAUUGUGCUGUAAGAAAUGACUAGCAGGAUGCUCUCAGAAAAACCCGGGGAGACUUUCAUGAACCAAUACAAAGGGAACUGAGCAGGACCAGGAGAACAUUGUACGCAGUAACAGAAAUCUCGUAUGAUGAUCUGCGAAUGACUCAGCUUUUCCCAGCAAUACAGUGAUCCAAGACAAUCCCAAAGCACUCAUGAUGAAAAGUGCCAUCCUC